ACAACACUGACGGUGUUGAAAUUGUCUGACAAUGACAUUGGUGAUGCUGGUGCAGCAGGUCUAGGUGAGGCGCUUAAAUCCAACACAACACUGACAGUGUUGAAAUUGUCUCAUAAUGACAUUGGUGAUGCUGGUGCAGCAGGUCUAGCUGAGGCGCUUAAAUCCAACACAACACUGACAGUGUUGAAACUGAGUUACAAUGAUAUUGGUUAUGCUGGUGCAGCAGGUCUAGCUGAGGCACUUAAAUCCAACACAACACGGAGAAUGAAUUUCUUUCGUCUAGCUGAGGCGCUUAAAUCCAACACAACACUGACAGUGUUGAAAUUGAGUAACUUUCACAUUGGUGAUGCUGGUGCAGCAAGUCUAGCUGAGGCGCUUAAAUCCAACACAACACUGACAGUGUUGAAAUGGAGUUACAAAUGACAUUGGUUAUGCUGGUACAGCAGGUCUAGCUAAGGCGCUUGAAUCCAACACAGCACUGAGAAUGAUUUUGUUUCCAUGAUAUUCCGUUGAGAAGCCUAUUUAGAGUUUUUGUUUUUGAAUGAACACUGACAGAUCUUGUAUGUGACAUGUAAUUCGAGACCAACUGGCUUUUAAGUAAGAUACGAAUUGCUUCGCUUUCAAAAUUUCUUACCACUCGGAAGUCCAAAAGUAGUUAAGUUUUUUAAUCAUCUCCACUGCAAUGGAAUUUUCUAAUAUUUUGUCCUUUCUUCAGCCGUUACACUAUGAAUUCGGAGUUGAGAUCUGAUUGGCAAAAUUACACAAGUAAUCGCUAAAAUUUUUCCCGGUUUGACGGUUUAAGGCAAGCAUGUACUGUUGAGUUAGCGGGGAAAAAAGUUCCGGGGCUUAAAAUAGAAACAAGUAUAGUGAAGGUCAGCCUAGUCUCUGGACCUCUCUCUUUCCAGACGAAACUAAGCCGAGGACUCCUGGGAACAACCGAGAGUAGACCACUUUCGAUAUUUUAAAAUUCAGCUUGGCAGCGAGGCUUAGAAGACAUAAACAAUGGAAAUUCAAUGACCAUGUUUAUUCAUUUCUUUUUGUUUAUGUCAUCUAGGCCUCACUAUCAAGCUGAAUUUUAAUAUAUCGAAAUUGGCCUAUUGCUGUAUUGUUUGUCAUUCAUGUAAAAAUGUUUGCAGAAUUGUAUCUGCAUGUAUUAGUUUAUCGUAUGUUUAAUAAACGACGUAAAUAGACAAUUUUUCUAUGUUUAUCCGAGUUUUAAUGUGUUGUUUCAUGUGUUUGUGACAAUCUGUAUUUACGUAACUAGCUAGGACUGAGAAAUACACAAGCCCUGAUACGUAAAGGAAAUUACUCUAUUGGUCUCUAUUCGCAACAGUUGUUAUACCACGAUAAUGUUUCAAAAGAUGUACAUGUAAUGUAUAAAUGAGAGUGAAUUGUUGUAAUAAAGGUAUCUUUAAUCUGGAA
Molecule: messenger RNA, 1422 nt
Organism: Orbicella faveolata
Lineage: Eukaryota; Metazoa; Cnidaria; Anthozoa; Scleractinia; Merulinidae
Product: protein NLRC3-like
Source: RefSeq, a predicted model, not a curated record